This is a messenger RNA of Parasteatoda tepidariorum (common house spider), 2243 nucleotides long. The record is from RefSeq and is a predicted model, not a curated record. NCBI's taxonomy places the organism in Eukaryota, Metazoa, Arthropoda, Arachnida, Araneae, Theridiidae.
GAUAAUAACAUUGUUCGAAAAGAGGAUGUUACAGUCAUCAAGUAGUCACUAGGGUAAGAAGUGAAAGCGAAAGUUGGAAGCUGUUUACUACUAGAGUGAUUUCGAAUUUCAAAAGAAAAUUUCUCAGUUUUAUAAGUUAGCCAUUUGAGAUUUAUCAAUUAUCUUUUGCCGUUAAUACUUCAAAUUCAAUUGCGAUGGCCCUCAAUUGUUCCUCGGGUUCCACUCGCUGUGUUAUUAUUUAGAGUAAGACUCUAUAGUAUUUAAUCACGUUUUUUUAUUAUAUAAAUAUAUCGAAAUGGAAACUACAAAUGGAGAUUCAGAGGUUCCAAUUUUAUUAAAUUCGUUUAGGCCUAUACCACCUAGAAUUCAACAAACAUUUUUUGGUAAAAUUCGAGCUUUUAAUUCUUUUACAACUUUGGAAUGGGUGUACCUGACAACAUCUUUAAUAGCUCUAACUGUUUCACUUGGAAUAACAAUCGAGAGAUUGACUGUAAUUAAUGCAAAUGAGAGCGAUUUUACUUUCGCCGUUCUUUUGCUACUUACAACAGGCUAUUUAACAAUCAUUGGUGUUUUCAGUCCAUUCUUAAUUGGUCUCGGAGUUUUUCUGUGCAUUCGAUAUUUCCAUUCCAAUAACUUGGUAUUUUAUACAGUCGGUGCAACUGCAUCAUUACAAAAGUCCUGUCAAAUUUAUUACAUCUGCAGCUCAUUGUUGAAAUUUGAUAUGCAACUACAACUUAGUAUGUUGGUUUUAGUCAUGGGCAAGGCAGAUGUGAUAUUGCUAGGAGAAACAACACAGACAAUUAUUCUCGCAUCUGGAAUACCUGUUACAUUUCUUUUCAUCCUUGUUGGUUUUUUAGGUUUACGAUAUGAGAAUAAAUCUUUGAUGAUUCUAUUUUACAUCUUGGCCCUUGCUGAACCAACUUAUAUCACAUACAAAUUCAUUUAUAUUGUAACAACACACUCAAAUAUUGAUGCAAUUUAUAACAGUACUUUUGUAUGUGGUUCUUUUGCGUUGAUCAUAUGGAUGUUACUGAUAUUUUCAACAUCGUAUUUUGCAAUUUACCAUUUUGGUAAAGGAUUGAAAGAGAGAAUGUUUGAAGACAAUGGAGGCUCACAAAGUUUUACUACAAGAAAUAGUGAAGCAACUUACUUACUGUCUCCUUCUCUAACAGGGAUACAAUCUACAUAGGAUCUAAGAUCUUUCCACUUCUACAUCUCUUACAACAAUAAAAUCCCUCUGAUUUGAACUAAUCAUUGAUUCAUAUUAUUGAAAGGAAAAGGAUGAUACGAAGUAAUUGAGAUGCCCAGAAAGUUAGUGAUUGUUUUCGGUGACAAAUGGGUAGGUUUGAAAAUAUCAGAAUGUUUGAAAGCAUAUGACAUGUUUACAAAAUUAUGAAAGACGAAUUUUAUUUAGUAUUACUGCUGUUAAAGGAAUUAAAGAUGCUAUUGGACAUGAAUCUGAAAAUGUCAUGUUUCUUUAGGAAAAAGCAUGGUUUAUUCUCUUCUCUUCAAAAAAAAAAAAUCCUAUCCACUAUAUUUAUCAAACUUUUGCACAUUACAAUUCUUUGGACGAUUUAAAAACUCACCUAGAAUAGCUUUUUUGCCAAAAAUGCUGGGAGGUUCUGAAAGAUUUCUAAAGUUGGCCUCUAAAAUCAGGUAUCAGUAGGGCAGAUUUGUUGGCAACUGUUUCAAGGGAUUAUAGUAGGUGGGUCAACGUUGCUCUCACAGUGAGGACAGAUAAUGAAAGAACAUCCAUGCCAUGUCCGGGAUUCGAAUCCAGGACCUUACUAGCGCGAGGUCAGUUCCCUGACCAUUAUACAAACUGGUAGGCAGUUACCGAAAAUAGGUUACAUAAUUAUAUCAACAUUAAAGUGUAUGUAGUUUCUUUCAAAAUGGAAAUGGACUUGAAUAGAAAAAGACAUUUUAAGGACAAAUUAUAUUGACAAUUAAAUCAAAAAAAUUGUGUACUUAAGUUUUAAAUACUCUAAACGGAAUGUAUAAUAUAGGGUGAUAUCAUGUUAUAUAUUGAGUGAUUAUUUUUCUCACUAUAUUCCAAUGUACAUUUACAUGAUUUUGAUGUCGAUGAAGAAAUGUUUCUUACCACAAGCAAGAAUUUGAUCUUUUUCAAAUAAGCAUAACAGUGCUAACUUUGUAUUCUUUUAAUCUGAUCCAAUUUUUUGAUUAAUCCCUAUAGUCAUAGGAAUUGUUAACUUAACAUGUAAUAAAAAGCUUAGUGGUUGAGA